This is a messenger RNA of Crotalus tigris (Tiger rattlesnake), 1629 nucleotides long. It is a transcript of the gene ARRDC4, whose product is annotated as arrestin domain containing 4. The record is from RefSeq and is a predicted model, not a curated record. Gene Ontology annotation, molecular function: ubiquitin-like ligase-substrate adaptor activity. Gene Ontology annotation, cellular component: cytoplasm; plasma membrane. Bases 759 to 1466 code for a protein of 235 amino acids. The transcript is spliced from 8 exons. Gene Ontology annotation, biological process: protein transport. NCBI's taxonomy places the organism in Eukaryota, Metazoa, Chordata, Lepidosauria, Squamata, Viperidae.
UGGGAUAAAGAGAAUGGGAUUGCUAAUUUCUACUAGAGAAUCCGAAUCAGAAUCGAGCUGGAAGGGACCUUGGAGGUCCACUAGUCCAGCCCCCUGCUCAAGCAGGAGAUCCUAUACCAUUUCAGACAAGUGACUGUCCAGUCUCUUCUUUAAAAACCUCCCAUCUUUUCCCAGCAGCCUUGGGGCUGCGCCUGACUUCAGUUCCCCAGGGUGCUGGCUGUGGAUGAUGGAGGCUGAAUUCAUAUGGGAGAAGGAAAGCGGUUCUAAGUGCACCCGCCUGUAUAUUAGGAACGCCCGUGGAUGGCAGUUAAAGGCUCACCAAGGCCAUUUCUGAGUGCAGCCGUGUUCAAAAAGAAGAUCAAAACGGAAACAUUCUGUUCUUCCAGCUUGCCAAGCUUAUUUAUAGGCGCAGAGAAGGCAAUAAAUCUCCUCGGGAGAAGUGAUAGUCUGGUGGGAACUCUGGUUGAUGAGGCUGGAGUCUGCCUAAUCGAGACUGGGGAGAGCUUCACAGGGGUGAUGAGGGCUUCAUCCUUUUAGAAGCUGGGAAAUACAAAUUCCCUUUCAGUUUUCAACUUUCUCUCCACCCCUUGGCGACCUCUUUCACAGGGAAGUUUGGCAGCAUUCAGUACUUUGUGAACGUAACCCUGGAAAGCGCCACGGCCCCCCCUCAGUCUGUGUCGAGAGAGUUUCAAGUGAUCAGCCACAUUGAUGUCAAUUCUCCUGCUCUCCUGAGUCCUGUAAGACAAACUCAAGAUAAAAUGGUCGGGUGCUGGUUUUUCACUUCGGGUCCCGUUUCUUUGAGUGCCAAAAUCGAUAGGAAAGGGUAUUGUAAUGGUGAAGUUAUACCAAUUUAUGCAGAAAUUGAAAAUUGUUCUUCUCGGUUAAUUGUGCCGAAAGCUGCCAUCUUCCAAAUACAGACUUACGUGGUUAGAGGGAAAACAAAGACUUUCCGUCAAAUGGUUGCCAAUGUGCGAGGAAACCACGUUGCCUCAGGAAGCACGGAUACCUGGAACGGCAAAACUCUGAAAAUCCCACCUGUCACUCCUUCGAUCUUUGACUGCUGUAUUAUCAGAGUUGAAUAUUCCUUGGCUGUAUAUGUUCAUAUUCCUGGUGCCAAAAAGCUGAUGGUUGAACUGCCUUUCGUCAUUGGCACAAUUCCAUGUACUGCUUUUUCCAGCAGGAACUCCAGCCUUGUCAGCCAGUUGGCUAUGGAUAUGAGGUGGUUGGCUCAGACCCUGCCAGAUCAUCCAGAAGCACCACCCAAUUAUGCUGAUAUAGUAUCAGAGGAAGAAUACGCAAGACACGUCACUGUUUAUCCGACUUCAGCCAAUUGCGACGAACAGCUGCAUUGUCCUGUGCUCGCCUACAUACAGGAAUUCCGAUUUCAGCCGCCCCCUCUUUAUUCAGAGAUUGACCCCUACCCUGCUGGAGUGCAAGACAAUCAGCCCGUUUCCCUCGUGGAUUGAGGGUGAUUCCAAAAAGCCUCAUCUUGACUAGAGAAAACACCUUCAUUUGGGUUUUUUUUCCUCCCGCCUCUGCUUGAAGCUUCUUCUUUUCUUCUUCCUCUUCUUCUUCUUCUUCCUUCUUCUUCUUCUUCUUCUUCUUCUUCUUCUUCUUCUUCUUCUUCUU